Messenger RNA from Moneuplotes crassus, 2533 nucleotides. The record is from the annotation of a GenBank genome assembly. Lineage: Eukaryota; Ciliophora; Spirotrichea; Euplotida; Euplotidae.
AUGGAAGAAAGCAAAGAAAUCACUUAUAGCAGAGCUGCCACCGAAAACGAAGAGUUUCUUCCAAAUGAAGCUGAAAAUAAUGUUUUCAAGAGAGACAGAGGUAAAGAUGAGCAUCAUGAGACUACCUCCUAUGAUCUUCUCAAAAAAGCAUUGGUCAAGAAGGGACUCCCAAGAGAUGCAGAUGUAGAUGAAAUAGUUCCAGAUUCUCCAAGAGGCAAGCUCAGUCAUGAUAUCAUGUUUGGUGAUUGAUUCAAAAAUUUCAGCCCCGAAGAAGGUGAAAAUCCCAUUAAUCAAACCGGCAAAAUCUCAAAAGAAAGAGAAGAUGAGAUAGCUUUAAUCACUGGAAAAUAAGACCAGAAAAUGGAUCGUCCGAAUCAACGAGCCCUUAAGAAUUCGGUGGGAUCUGAUUAUUAUGAUAUUUGCCACUUGGAAUUCAUUCUCUAUUCCUAUAGAAAUAGCCUUUCAGCCCUCUAUAGCUGAUACUUGGUAUUACUUAGCCGUCAACACCAUUAUUGAUUUAAUCUUUUUCCUUGAUAUCAUAGUCACUUUCAGAACUACUUAUAUAAGUCCUUCGUCUGGUGAUGAAAUUUCUGAACCUAAGCAAAUAGCCAAACAAUACCUUAAAGGGCGAUUCUGGUUGGAUCUUCUCUCAACAGUUCCAUUCGACUUUAUUGCAGGAGGGAGGGAAGAGCUGAGUUGGACACAACUGUUCGGUUUACUUAAAACUACGAGAGUUCUGAGACUAUCACGUAUCACAAUGUUCAUAUCACUUCGAGAAGAUUUUACUUUAAUCUACUUUCUAGUGUUAUAUCUUCACUUUACUGGGUGAAUUUGGUACAUGGUCCAUAAUUCAUUCCAAGAGUGGAUACCUCCCCAAGAUUACAUGUUUGUCAAAACAGAGUUAUAUGAACAGUCGGAUUCCUACAAAUAUCUUCAUAGUAUAUAUUCUUCUGUCAAUAUGCUCAGUGGGAAUGAACUAGGACCACGGAAAUAACCCUUCAAUCCUCUACGUCAGUGGGAUAGUCACACUUGGAGCUAUUGUUAACGCUAAUAUCUUUGGUAACAUGGCUGUUAUCAUUCAAGAACUUAAUAAAAAGAGCCAUCGUUUCCAGGAACAAAUCGAUAUUGCUAAUACAGCUAUGAAAAAUUUGCACAUUCACAAAGAGCUGCAAGCUAAAGUUAUUAACUACCUACUUUAUACACAAAGUAACAGAGACCAGCAGCGAGAAUUGCAGGCUUUCAAGAAAAUGAUUUCACCAAGUCUCCAAAUUGAGGCUACCAAGUAUAUUUUCUACGACAUAAUCAAGAUGAAUCCUAUUCUUCAAGACUCUUCUAAAUAAGAUGAUUGAGCAUGUCCUUCAAAGUGUUAACACAAUUCUGUUCCUUCCAGAUGACUACAUUGUCAAGCAAGGAGAAGAAAAUGAGAAGCAUAAUGAAAACGUCAUGAAAUCCCUCUACUUCAUCUCUAAAGGGGAAUGAGAAGUUACUGUUAGAGAUGAGAAAAAUUUUGAGCACUCCAUUGCUAUCAUUGAGCAAGGAGUCAUGUUUGGGGAAAUCGCCCUGAUCUCCAACUCUUCACGAACAGCAACAGUCCAGUGCCUGAAUUAUAAUAUCCUUGAACAGCAAGAUGAGGAAUCAUUCAAUGAAAUGUGAAGACUGUAUCCAGAGGUUGUAUCUAAAUUCAAGCAUAAAAGAAGCCAGUACAAUGAUAAAUGGAAGAAGUUCCUUAAAAGUCUCAUAGUAAGGACAGAUUACUUUAAAAACCUUUCUUUUAUGUGCCAAGAGGAACUAAUUUACUCCUUAAAGACCCAAUCCUUCGAAGAAGGGUCUAUUAUCUUUGAUAACCGGAGCAAAAUCAAUAAACUCUAUUACGUCUCUGAAGGUGAGAUUUCAAUUGUUCUUCAGCUUGAUAACGGUGAAGAAGUCAUCACAGACAUGCUUUCUCAAGGGAGUUAUUUCGGAGCAUAUUCUAUACUGAAAAGCAAUGAGCAGAUGUUCACUUACAAAGCAAGCUCCUUUGUCUCGUUAUUGUCAAUUGACCGGGAUAGUUUGGACAGAAUCAGAGAGGAAUUCUCUGAUCUUAACAAAAACCUAAAAGACUACGAACAAUACAUCGAAGAGCAUAAUGUGCCUGUCUGAGAUUAUUGCACAAUGCAAUCAAAUGUUAAGGAGAAGUUCAGGUUGGCUGUCAACCGAAGUAUGAUUCUGAACGAAUAUGAAAACAAGAAGAACUCCAAAAUCGGACUCCUAAUCGAACAACUCAAAAAACAAAAUGCAGAGAACGAGCUGAAAGAGAUUAAGCGUCAGAAAAGAGAAAGGUACAAAGACAGUCUAAAAGUCAAUGUUCCCAACUUUGAUGAGAGUACUAUGUACACCAUUGAAGUUUUCAAAUUUAUGAACAAAUAUAUUGAUAAAAUGAUGAACAGAAGUCAUAACUUUGAAAUCAUUAAAGAAGGAGUAAAACUACUCCAAAUUGCUCUGAAUAACCCAAACAAUGAAGAGCUUGAUGUGAUCCCUGAAGAUGAGAAAUAGC